UUUGAGGUAGUGAAAUUGACUAGGCUAUCAAACUGGAGUGCCAAUGGGACGAAAACACACAAUUGUUUUCGUUCUUUACUUCUUAUUCCAGAAUGAACAUUGUUCAAAACAUGUGUCUGAAUGUUAAAGCUCCCUCUAGCGGCGAUACAAAACUGAAAGUCAUUGUUUACCUCGAGGACAGCGGGCUCCUGUUUUACUAUCACCUUUAAAGUGCAUCAGUACAACGUCGCUGCAAGUUACGUCAGUCUGCAGCUCGGAAGUUCUCCAGGAAGAAACAGCUGAGUUGCAGCUCCUGUGUGGGGAAGCUUUGGGUCCAUAUAAAUACUCUGUCCUCAGAAUACACAAUUUUGAUUGAUUGCACCAGCAGCCUACGUGAAAGGCAAGAUGAAUUUGGAGGAGUACUUCAAAAGAAUUGGUUUCCAUGGCUCUUAUGAAAAACUGGAUCUUGCAACACUGAAGCUGAUCCACAAACAACAUGUCAUGUCAAUUCCAUUUGAAAACCUCAGCAUUCAUUGUGGUGAGAAGAUCAUCAUGGACCUGGAGGUCAUUUUCAAUAAGAUAGUGAGGAGCAGUCGUGGAGGCUGGUGCCUUGAGAACAACUUUCUUUUUGGCUGGGUGCUGAGAGAAAUGGGCUACAACACCACGACCUUGGGCUCCAGAGUGUUUUACAGUACCGUCAAUGACUUUGGCCCUGAUGACACUCAUCUCAUCAACAAGGUUGUCAUUGAUGGAAAGGCUUACAUAACAGAUGUAAGCUUUGGGGUAUCUUCCCAAGUGUGGGAACCCCUGGAGCUCAUCUCUGGGAAAGACCAACCUCAGGCAGCUGGGGUCUUUCGUCUCAUAGACAAAGGGGACAUGUGGGUGCUGGAGAAGACUGGUAGAAAGCCAGAGGUUGUUAAUCCAGAGUUUGCCAGUUCAAGCCUGGUAAACAGGAAGGAAACAAAGCAGAUCUACGGCUUCACCUUGGUGCCUCGUGACGCAGAUCAUUUCAUUGAGACAAGCCACACACUUCAGACAGAUCCUAGUUCACUGUUCACCAAUAAGUCCAUCUGCUCUUUGCAAACACCCGCAGGAUUCAGAGCCCUGAUCGGCUGGACCUACAGUGAGGUCACCUACAAACCUGUGGAAGGUGUUGAUGUUUUAGACAUGAGGGACAUACCAGAUGAUGAGAUAGAGCAAAUUCUGAAGGAGAACUUCAAUGUAAAGUUGCAGAAGAAACUGAAGCCUGAAAACAAAAAAGCCUGCUACACAAUCUGAAAAACAACACGUCCUGUUUUUGAAUUAUCCUGGAAAAUGUCACAACUUGUGUUAAUUUCAUGACUGACCAGGUAAAGCAGCUUGUUGAAGAAUCUUCUAUUUCAAAAAUUAACAGUGCUUAAAAAUUUUUGUACAAUGUUAAAUAUGCCAUUUUAUAAUGACUGAAAGGAGUACAAAUAAAUAGGACAUUAAAUGUGUUAUGCCAUUUCAUUCACUGUCACGAUUGCAGGUCCAGAGUUGAAAAGUAAUCAAGUAUGUUUAAGUCAAGUACCUGAGUGUGUAUCAACAAAAUAAAAGCCAGACUGAAGUUUGCAGGAAAGUAAAGAAAGCUUUAGAGAUCUGAACUGAAACAUUAUGGACAGAUGGGGCCAAGGUGUAAAAAGGUAACAGGUCACAAUGACUAUUGUUAGCUCUAACUGAUUUGAUUUAUCUAGAUGAUCUGGUAACACGCCAUGAUGCACUGUCAAUGUGAAAGAGCUCUAAUUAAUCCUUGCCAAAUCACAAUCCAACUUCCUCUCCAAUUUACACAUUUUAUUAAAAUGUCAUUCAUAUGAUUUUACAUAAAUAAAAUGAUCAAGACUC
Seriola aureovittata is the source of this 1839-nucleotide messenger RNA. Its product is annotated as arylamine N-acetyltransferase, pineal gland isozyme NAT-10-like. Lineage: Eukaryota; Metazoa; Chordata; Actinopteri; Carangiformes; Carangidae. The coding region runs from base 385 to 1257 and encodes 290 amino acids. Gene Ontology annotation, molecular function: acetyltransferase activity. The record is from RefSeq and is a predicted model, not a curated record. The transcript is spliced from 3 exons.